CCCAUCCACUUCUCUCUCAUCUGCUCCAAUUCUCACCGCAACAGAGCUACAGUGUCAAAAACAUCCUUUGCGCACUCCUCCUUUGACCCACAGCUGUCAGACGUGAAAGUGGCCUCCCAUACGUGUGCACAACUUCGCACAAGAUGUCAGGCUACCGUCCGGCCCCGGCCCGAUCACCCACGGAGGACCAGAUGUACUCCAGUGGCAACCUCACCGCCUCUAGCUACCCGAGCAGCGCGACGCGCUCCUCCAACUACUCACAUGGCAACUCUGGUUCAGGGAAGACGUCAGUGUUGAGCUCUAACAUCAUCCCUCCUGGGGCGAGGAGCGGCGGUGAGGGAGAGUUGGGACCUUACAGCGCUCUCAGAACCCGGAGCGCUGCUUCAUCUCAUAGCUCGUCGGGCAACAACGCCGCUGGCGCUGGCAAUAGUGGUAUGAUCGCCCUCAUCGGGGAGAAGGAGGCCGAUGAUUAUUUGCACGAGGGAGACGCCGACAAGCGAAGCUACGCCAUCUCGGCUCGUGGUGUGGCCAAUGCUCUUACCCUCUUUGUCCUCACACUAGGCCUGCUGAUGCUCUUCGCAGGUUACCCAAUCCUGGCAGCCGUAGAGAAAAUCUUCGACUCGGAUCUCAUCUCCAACCUCAAUGGUACCGGUCAAGUGGCCGUCUUCAGCAACCUGGCAAGUCUCAUUGACUCGGACACCCCCGAGGCGGCCAAGAGUUGGACAAAUCCCAUCAACGGCGACACCUAUCAUCUUGUCUUUUCAGACGAGUUCGAAGUCGAAGGCAGGACCUUUUGGGAAGGGGACGACCCCUUCUGGACCGCCGUCGACCUCUGGUACUCUGGAACGGCUGACUUUGAGUGGUACACUCCUGAGCAGGUCAACACCACUGGCGGCUACCUCAUGAUCACAAUGGACGACAAGCCUACCCACAACCUCAACUUCCGCUCCGGCAUGAUUCAGUCCUGGAACAAGUUCUGCUUCCAAGGUGGCUACAUCGAGUGGUCCGUCGUCCAGCCCGGAACACCCCAAACCACUGGAUACUGGCCGGCGACCUGGCUUCUAGGAAAUCUUGGACGCGCAGGUUACCUCGCGUCGACGGACGGUAUGUGGCCGUACAGCUACCAGUCCUGCGAUACGGGCAUCCUGCCGAAUCAGACGUGGCUGAACGGGACUGGCCCGGACCAGGCUCUGCACUCCACUGCGCCUUAUGCCCUUUCCAGUGGCCAGAUUUCGCAAUUGCCUGGCAUGCGCUUCCCGGCUUGCACUUGCCCAGACCAAGGUCACCCGGGACCCAACCGCAUGGUCGGGCGCUCGGCUCCCGAAAUCGACUGUAUCGAGGCUCAGAUUCAGGUACACGCCGGCAAACGACGGUCUUACUCGUCUCAGUCGCUGCAGACGGCUCCUUUCGAUGUGAACUACUUCUGGGGCAACACCUCUGAAUACGCUACCAUCUACAAUGACACUACGAGCACGAUCAACUCUUACGUCGGAGGUCCCCUGCAGGAGUCCGUCUCUACAGUCUCAUUGAAUCCCGAUCGGGGCUUCCAGGACACCGACAAUGAGUUCGUUACCUAUGGCAUCCAAUACGACCCUGACUGGGACGCCAACGGGCAAGGCUCAGUGACCUGGUUCAUCGAUGGCAAGGCUACUUGGACUGUUCAUGGCAGUGCCAUUGGCCCGUCGCCAGACAUGGACAUUGGCCAAAGGACAGUACCCACCGAGCCGAUGUACAUCGUCAUGAACCUCGGCAUGUCAGACGGUUUCCAGACGGUCUACUUCGACAGCACAGCCCCAGAUGCGGACAUGGCAGUCGUCUUCCCCGCGGUGAUGCUCUUCGAUUACGUUCGGGUGUAUCAAGUCGAUGGCGGAACAGACCGCGUUGGCUGCGAUCCUUCCGAUCACCCAACUGCAGACUACAUUGCGGCGCACCCAGCACUGUACCAGAAUCAAAAUCUGACGAGCUACAACGCCAGCGGAUAUGCGAUGCCCACAAACGAGUACUACACAGGAUGUUCAUAGCUGGGCACGCCUCGUCGUGUUGUGCUGACGCAAUGCAAGCCGACAUGAGAUCAUUGGGUGCAUGAAAUUAGGGCCGGGGUCAGGGUCCUGCUUGACGACCUCAUUGCAACGUCCUACGACUCUGCAAGAGGCCAUGAGUGACAGGAAGGAGGUGCCUCUGUCCGACAGAGUCCGAUGCGCGAUUGGAUCUGGCCCCUAUGCAAUGCAAUCUCGCGGCCCUUCUCUCUCGGCGGGCUCACCUCCCGUGCGGUAUUAGCAUCUCUUUACGGACUCUGCAACCAUCAGGAAGCCACUGAAACCUAGUCACAAUCUGCCUGCUUUGCGGGGUGGAACUUUGCGCGCCAUCUGUCUACGUCCGGCUACAGUCUCUCCCUUCUCCCCUUGCCACACGGCCCCUCCUGUUCUUCCUUUGCCCAUGUCGCGACUGUACCCACGUUGCAUGCCAAUCUUCCCCACACGCGUGG
Molecule: messenger RNA, 2485 nt
Organism: Microstroma glucosiphilum
Lineage: Eukaryota; Fungi; Basidiomycota; Exobasidiomycetes; Microstromatales; Microstromataceae
Product: beta-glucan synthesis-associated
Exons: 3
Coding region: 144-2021 (625 amino acids)
Biological process (GO): fungal-type cell wall organization; (1->6)-beta-D-glucan biosynthetic process
Cellular component (GO): endoplasmic reticulum membrane; plasma membrane
Molecular function (GO): glucosidase activity
Source: RefSeq, a predicted model, not a curated record